This is a messenger RNA of Stegastes partitus (bicolor damselfish), 6445 nucleotides long. Its product is annotated as cadherin-6-like. Bases 179 to 2602 code for a protein of 807 amino acids. The transcript is spliced from 12 exons. Gene Ontology annotation, biological process: synaptic membrane adhesion; cell-cell adhesion mediated by cadherin; homophilic cell-cell adhesion. The record is from RefSeq and is a predicted model, not a curated record. NCBI's taxonomy places the organism in Eukaryota, Metazoa, Chordata, Actinopteri, Pomacentridae. Gene Ontology annotation, molecular function: cadherin binding; beta-catenin binding; calcium ion binding. Gene Ontology annotation, cellular component: adherens junction; plasma membrane; catenin complex.
UCCGUUAUUCACUGUGGGUUGGUUCUUGGGAGAGCUCCAUCCGCGGCGCACGGCGCUCCUUUACCGGUCAGUCAAAACCUGAAGGACUAUGACUGAUAAACCAAUCUCCCAUAAAGUGAUCCAGCUGGGAAGAUAGAACAUUUGUUACCCCCCCACAUCCUACGUCUCCUCCAGAAAAAUGAGGACUAUCUUGGUGGGUGUUGUGUGGCUCUGUCUCGGCCUGUCCCUGGAUGCGGUGUCUUUGAAGGGACGGAGGACGGACACGCUGGACGGAGAGGGAAUAGAAGCAGCCAUCAAAGGAGAGAAGCCGCUUAAAAGAGUGAGACGAGGCUGGAUGUGGAACCAGUUUUUCCUGCAGGAGGAGUACACGGGCAGCGAGUACCAGUACAUUGGCAAGCUCCAGUCAGACCAGGACCACGGCAACGGCGUGGUCAAGUACGUUCUCUCCGGUGAGGGUGCCGGCACCAUCUUUGUCAUCGAUGAGAAUAACGGCGACCUGCACGCCACUCGCCGCCUGGACCGCGAGGAGAAGUCUUUUUAUAUUCUCAGAGCCACGGUGGUCAACAAACGGACAGGUCAAAAGCUGGAGCCGGAGACCGAGUUCACCAUCAAACUCCACGACAUCAACGAUAACGAGCCUCACUUCAACAAAGAGGUUUACACCGGCAGCGUACCGGAGAGGUCCGACAUCGGUACCUCAGUCAUCCAGGUGACGGCUACAGAUGCUGAUGACAGCAUGUACGGGAACAGUGCCAAACUGGUCUACAGCAUCAGCCAGGGACACCCAUACUUCUCAGUGGACCCAAACACAGGUGUGAUCCGGACAGCCCUGGGUCCCGGCGACAUGGACCGCGAGCAGAGGGAACACUACCAGGUGGUGAUCGAAGCGAAGGAUAUGGCCGGACAGAGAGGAGGGCUCACCGGCACCACCACGGUGAACAUCACCCUCACCGACGUCAACGACAAUCCUCCCCGCUUCACUCAGAGUAUAUACCAGUUCAGAGUCCCAGAGUCGUCCAAGUCCGGCUCUCCAGUUGGAAGGAUCCAAGCCACUGACAGAGACAUCGGGAGGAACGCCGAGAUGUACUUCACCAUCGUCAGCGGAGACGGCAUGGACAUGUUCGACAUCUCCACUGACAAAGACACUCAGGACGGAGUCAUCACCGUCAGCAAGCCUUUGGAUUACGAGAAGAAGCCAUCGUACACAGUAGAGAUCCAGGUCCAGAACACCCAGGUGGACCCUCGCUUCAUGUCCGCCGGCUCCAAAGACAUGGCCACGGUCCGGAUCGCCGUGGAGGACGUGGACGAGCCGCCGCUAUUCGACAAAGCCAGCUACCUGAUGGAGGUGAAGGAAGACGCGGCGGUGGGCGUAGCCGUGGGCUCGGUCAGCGCCAUGGACCCCGACGGAGCCCGCAGCAUGGUCAAGUAUUCCAUCGACCGUCGCACCGACAUGGACCGCCUGUUCAACGUCCAUCCGGGGAACGGAUCCGUGUUCCUGCUCAAAACCCUGGACAGAGAGGAGACCGCCUGGCAUAACAUUACAGUCAUCGCCACCGAGUACAAUAAUCCCCGUCAGAGCAGCCAUGUUCCCGUCUACAUCCGCCUGCUGGACAUCAAUGACAACGCUCCCACCUUCGCCGCCACGUAUGAAACCUUCGUCUGUGAGAGAACCAAGGCUGGACAGCGGAUCCAGACAGUGAGUGCUAUAGAUGCCGAUGAGCCGUCGACGGGACACAAGUUCUUCUUCAGCCUCGCUCCUGAGGGGACCCACCGCAGCAACUUCACCGUCCGAGACAACGGAGAUAACACCGCUGGCAUCCUGACUCGUCGCGCCAGCUACAGCCGCCUGCACCAGAGCGUCUACCUGGUUCCCGUGGUGAUCACUGACGGCGACUACCCCAUGCAGAGCAGCACCGGCACCCUCACUGUGAGGGUGUGCACCUGCGACCGCGAAGGCAACAUGGAGCUGUGCAACGCCGAGGCCCUGAGCAGCUCGCCCGGCCUCAGCACCGGGGCCCUUAUUGCCAUCCUCCUGUGUGCCAUCAUACUGCUGAUGAUCGUGGUUCUGUUCACAGCAUUGAAACGUCAAAGGAAGCAGGAGCCUCUCAUCAUCUCCAAAGAGGACGUCCGGGACAACGUUGUAAGCUACAACGACGAGGGCGGCGGCGAGGAGGACACCCAGGCUUUCGACAUCGGAGCUCUUCGACACCCGGAUGCUGCCGCCGCCUUGGAAGAAUCCGCCAAACAGAGACGUGACAUCAUCCCCACCGACACCCUGCUGUACCCGCCGCACCGCCGCCCCGCGCCCGCCGCCUCCGGCCUCAUCCUGCCCCCGGUGAACAUGACGUCACGGGACAACGGGGACGUACGCGAGUUCAUCAACCAGAGGGUGCUGGAGAACGACUGUAACCCGACGGCGCCGCCGUACGACUCGCUGGCCACCUACGCCUACGAGGGCGCGGGCUCAGUGGCCGAGUCGCUCAGCUCGCUGGGCUCGGCUUCGUCCGAGGCCGAGCAGGACUACCACUACCUGAGUGACUGGGGGCCGCGGUUCAGGAAACUGGCCGACCUGUACGGGGCCGAGGACAGUGACUUCUCCUAACGAUGACACACCCCACUCAAUCCCAUGUCAAAGACGGGUUCAGGAAACAUUUUUGGCGACUGCAGGGCCGAGGACAGCAACAUCUAACUACAAACUCAGUAUUAGAGACCAUGAACGUUGCUGAGGAGCUUUAAGGAAAUGAGAGAACUUUUCAGACACACACACUCGACACGAUGAACCAACAGAUAUGCUGGCAGAUGUUGAUUCCAUUACAUGGGAUGUCCGAGAUCACCACCUGACCUUUGACCUGCCUUCACUGCACAUCAGAUCCAAAAAUGGAGCCUACCAAGUCAUUUUCAAAAGGGGACAAACGUUAUUUUUGGGAAUGGGAACUAAUGGAUGUAGAAAUGUAAAUCUACCAGCACAACGGUGGAGCCCAAAGAUGUUUAGCUCCACCAGUGUGAACCUCUUCAAAGACUCAUUUCAGGCCUGAAUGGAGUUUGGAAUCAAAAUUGGACUGGAUAUUUUUUUUUUUUUUUUAGGAAAAUUGGACUUUGAAUACUUUCUUUGGCUUUAUUUUAAUCUCUCCUGAGUUACCAAAAAACUAUUUUGGAGAGUGUUUUUUUUUUUGUGGCUUUAAAUUUGCCAUUCCAGGCGAACUGAAUGGAGUGUUUGGACCCAGGUCAGUCAACAAAACCCCAAUGUAGUUAUUUCAGGACCGGACCAGACACACUCACCGCUGCAGAUAUGAAGCGAAGUGUGUGGAGAGACGAGUCCUUGUGUUUUUUUUUUUUCUUUUUGACUAAGUGCCCUUCUGCUGCCCUUCGAGCUGAACUGUGGAUGUCUGUUGGCUGGUGGAGACUGGAGGGGGCUAAUGACUCUUACAUGAUUGCUUUUUGUCUUUUUUGCUGUCUUGUACAAAAUGACCAUUCCAGAGGAGAAAAUCGCCUUCUUCGGGACACAGAGUAAAAAGAGGACAACUUGUAUGAUUAAAUGCACUGAUUUCUUUCUGUUUACGCAGGUUUUUAGAUUCCUUUUCUUUUUUUCUUUCUUCUUUUUUUUUUUUGGAUCAAUUUUUUUUUAAUGUGCUGCACACAAAAAGAAGAGAUAUGUUCACAGCACCAUUUCUAGAUUUUUAGCUUCUUGAUUAGGUGUAUAUUGUGUCAGAACUGUGGUUGAACAGAGUUAUCUUGGAAGUAUACUAAGUUCCAUAAAUCUUUAAUUUCACUGGAGUCUUUUUCUAUAACAAAAUACAACUUCAGCUAUCAUAAAAAAAGUGGGGGAAAAAGAUUUCCCUUUUCUUUUUCUCUUUUUUUUGUCAAGAAAAUGUUUUAUAUUUACAUGGACAUGGGAGGCCCCACCUUCACAGUAGGGGUGUCACUUUGAAUUGAAAAUUCUGAAUAUUGUUCAAGCAUGAAACAAUUUAUCCGACUCAAAAUACCCAAGAUUUAUUUGCAUCGAGCUGUUUGUACAGCAAAGAUUGUGGCUUCAGUGAAAUAUUUAAAUUGCACUAAUCAUCACCAAUCUUUUUUUUUUUUUUUUUGGACUAACAUUGCGUCACAUGACUAUAAUAAAGGAGUCGCUUGUGGUGAAUAAUUUUUGGAGAAUUAUCACCAAAUCUGCGCUUCUCCUCAGUUCGACUGAGUGUUUUAGCAUCUUUCAGUCCAUUGCUUCGGUUUUCCAGCUCACGGUUUUACAUUUUGAAUUAAGUCUCACUGCUCUCAUCAAUCGUAUUUCCAACAGCAGUGAACUGUUGCCGGCAAUAGAGCAACUUAAUGGAAACUGUUCAACAUCAAAACAUCAGACAGAGGCAUUUAGCAACUCUAGUUCUUAAUCAGAGCUAGUAGGAGAGUCGGUUGGACACAAAGUCCAGAAUAUGAUAAUAUUGAUCCUUUCAGUUGGAUGGAAGAGGCUGUUUGCUACCACAUUAGCCAGAGCAAGAAUAAUGGGAUUCUUUUGGAAUUUAUUUGCUUUCUUGGGGAGUCGAUCACCACCAUGUCUGUGAAGCUAUCACAAGCAGCCAAUUAGCUUAGCUUAGCUUAGCUUAGCACAAAGACUAAAAAGCAGGAAACAGCAGCUGGCCAGGCUGUCUACCGACCAGUUCAUGGUGUCCGUAUGACUGAUGUGGAAUUUGAAAGCGGACACAUACUGUUUAUACCCCAGUAGGUCUCAUGAUGGUCUCAUUGCCCCUCAUGUUGAAGGCAGAAAAAUACUCUGUGGAUGCUUCUGAAAGGCUGUGACUUUUUACAGGAUGUACGAUUGUUCUGCUGCACCUUGUGUUUGUCCCUGAGGUGUGCAGAACACAGCAGGUGGACACAGCACAGGAUUUCUGGAGAGUUUAUAAGAACUUCCCAGCGUUUGGGCAGCGACUGCUUCAAUCGCAACUCUUUAAAUGAUGAAUUGUAAAAGUGUGGAUCUCCUCACGUUGUCUCAACAUGAGACAGGCAUUUCUGUACAGCACCGUUUGUUUUCCUGGAAUGUGAGCAGUCUGCAUCGUCACUGAUUUUGUACGCCACACAUACAUCCACAGAGGAAUCCCUCUCAAACUUGGGUGGAAGAUAGAAUUUACUUUGCGCGGACCCUUACAGAUACAGAAAGCAUGAAUUGGCCUUAAAAGCAACUAAAAAAAACUACCAGCAGCUCUACAGCUAAGCUGCUGUUAUUGAGACAAAGUAUUUUUCUUUUCUAUGCACUCUAUUUCUUCGACUCUUUACUAGUUGCCUAGAAAACCCCCGAUGACGAGAUUUCAGAGUUGCCAAAAAGCAAUAAAUGCAGGAUUUAUGCAAGAUGCAGAGUUAAAAAGCAAGAUGUUCUGAACAGAUAAUCAUGAAACCGAGUUGUCUGAGGAGUAAACUAAUGGACAAACUGCCUUACAGGAACAUCAAGAGAACAAGUCAGCUGUUAGCUCGUCCCUGAAAAGACAGCGAACGCACCGCAAAUGAAGAGAACUUUAUCAGUCUGACAGCGUAAGUUGACUUUGCGAUUGGACUGUAUGUGUAUUCAAACGAAUGCCGACAUACGAUGUGUCCUCAUUUGUUCCGAGUUGAUUUUUUGGAAAAGUGACAGCCCUACUUCACAGCCAGCAUUGCAGCUUGAAUGUCUUUCGGUGACUGGUAACCUCAUUUUCAGUUCCACAUUAUUUCCCGCUCGUACCUGUUUCCUCCCAUGUACUCGCACAGUUUGAGGAUAUGAUCCAAAUGUUUUUGCCCAAAGGUAUUCUGGCACAGAUUUCACUCACUUGCAAGAAAAGAAAGGAAGCGCUUGCCUCCUUCACUGGUUUAUUUGCUUCGUUUUUAUUCAGAUCACCCUUGUGUGUCCUUCAGAGGCAUGAGGGUUUGUUGUUAAAUGUUGUAAUUAACCAACACUGGAAGGAAGUGUAUUUGUCAUUUGCUUUGAUGUCACAUUAAUUACUUAAAGCAAAAUCACAACCGUCAACCUCAGUGCUACAUUCUAAAGAAGACAGUUUCCAGAUGAGGAGAGAAACUAUGAGGUCGUGUUGGUUUACUGAUUUUUUUAAAGUUUUUUUUCCUUUUUAUUUUAUUUUAUUUUUUUGUUAUUCUGAUUUGGUAUCAGGAGUUUAUAUCGUGUGUUUUGGCAGUUUCAGUAAAAGCAGCGGUUUGUUCCAGUUGUGUUGUGACUGUGCUCUGCUCUGAAGGCUUCAAACAAAAUUGUCCACAUAUUUUCUUUAUAUUGUAACUCAUUCUUUUUGUACCAAAUAUUUAUAGGACACGAUGAUGAUAUUCUUGGAAGAAAAGAACAAAAAAAAAAUCUCAAUACCGUCCAGCUUCACUGUUUUUUAAUGUCAUUUUUGGAGGUGUGAAACUCGCUGUGGGCAGUCUCCAGUCUGUAUACGAUGUAUUAUCAAGUUGUUUAAUUUUAUCAAAAUAAACUUUUACAGUCAAA